UGCCUGUGCUGCUGCUGCAGGAAUUUCUCCACCAGGAAUUUAUGGGACACAAAUUUCUGCAGAGACCUUUUUGAAAUAUUUAUAGCGGCUCUUGUGCAAGGAUGGUGUUUGUGACAAGGAGCCUAUGGAUGACCCAGAGUGUGGGAGAGCUGGUGCCGAGACAGUUGACCUCCCCACCAGUUACGCCGUUCUCCUAAAACUCCUCCCCAGAGAGGCGCUGCUGCUGCUGCAGGCUGGGGAUGUGAUGGGGUGACUGUUUGACACCCCCCUCCACCCACCCCCUCUCUCACUGUAUUAGCAGCGUGUAAUAAAAACAAUGGAUCAGAAUUUCUCAACGGUUCGAGAUGGCAAGCAGAUGCUGGCGCACAAAGACUCGUCCAAGCGUGUGUUGACAGGAUGCUUCCUCUCUCUCCUCAUCUUCACCACGCUGCUAGGCAACACGCUGGUGUGCGUCGCCGUCACCAAGUUCCGACACCUGAGGUCCAAGGUCACCAACUUCUUCGUCAUCUCCCUGGCCAUCUCCGACCUCCUGGUGGCCAUCUUGGUAAUGCCAUGGAAGGCAGCGAUGGAGAUCAUGGGGUUCUGGCCGUUUGGUGCUUUCUGCAAUGUGUGGGUGGCGUUUGACAUCAUGUGCUCCACCGCCUCCAUCUUAAACCUGUGUGUGAUUAGCGUCGACCGUUACUGGGCCAUCUCCAGCCCUUUCCGAUACGAGCGCAAGAUGACCCCGAAAGUGGCGUGUCUGAUGAUCAGCGUGGCGUGGACCUUGUCUAUCCUGAUCUCCUUCAUCCCCGUUCAGCUGGACUGGCACAAAGCUCAGACUACAACCUACACGGACUUAAAUGGAACGCUUCCAGAAGAUCUGCCUCCUGACAACUGCGACUUCAGCCUUAACAGGACCUACGCCAUCUCCUCCUCCCUGAUCAGCUUCUACAUCCCCGUGGCCAUUAUGCUGGUCAUCUACACCCGCAUCUACCGCAUCGCCCAAGUCCAGAUCAGGAGGAUAUCUGCUCUGGAGCGGGCGGCGGAGAGUGCCAAAAACCGUCACAGCAGCAUGGGGAACAGUUCCAACAUGGAGAGCGAGAGCUCGUUCAAAAUGUCGUUCAAACGAGAAACCAAAGUCUUAAAGACGCUCUCAGUCAUCAUGGGAGUGUUUGUGUGCUGCUGGUUGCCCUUCUUCGUCCUGAACUGCAUCAUCCCUUUCUGCGAGGUGCCGGAGGGUUCCACAGAGUUCCCCUGCAUCAGCUCCACCAUAUUCGACGUGUUCGUGUGGUUCGGCUGGGCAAACUCCUCGCUCAACCCCAUCAUUUAUGCCUUCAACGCCGACUUCCGCAAGGCCUUCUCCAUCCUCCUGGGGUGCCACCGGCUCUGCCCGGGGAGCAACGCCAUCGAGAUCGUCAGUAUUAACAACAACAUGGGCGCCCCUCCCUCCAACCCCAACUGUCAGUAUCAACCCAAGAGUCACAUCCCGAAGGAGGGGAACCAUUCGGCCAGCUACGUGAUCCCCCACAGCAUCCUGUCCCAGGAGGAGGAGUUACAGAAGAAGGAAGGAUGUGGAGGAGAGGUCGAGGUGGGGUUGGUGAACAACGCGCUGGACAAACUCUCCCCGGCCGUCUCUGGGAAUCUAGACAGCGACACGGAGGUCACUCUGGAGAAGAUCAAUCCCAUCACUCAGAACGGACAACAUAAAGCCGUGACAUGUUGAGGAGCGAUGGAUCAGAGGCAGAAAGCCAAGAAAAGCUUACACAGAAGGACAACAGAGGAGACUUUUAAGAACAUGCCUGUCAGGGAAACAAAUAUUGGGAUUUACAAGACCUUCAGACUGUCGACAAAAAAACCUACAUGGAAAAAACCUACAGAAUGUUUCAAAGUAAAGGCACUUUAUUCUGGAUAUAACUAUCUGCAAAAUACAUUCAGCAUUUAUUGAUGAAAUUGUUCCAUUUGAUGAUAAAUGUUGAUAAUGUGAAUAUAAAAGCAGAAACUCUGUGCACAUGUAUACAUUUUCAUACGUACAAAGAUGUCUACAUGUGCACGUGUGUAUUGUACAGUACUGACACGACUCUGGACGGACUCUUGACACAGUACGUGAAGGAAGAUGUAGUUACUAUUAGCAAAAUGUCUUGUAAGUAGGUGCUUUGUGUGUGUUUCAUGAAAGAGGGAAGCAAGAGGGUGUAACUCGCUUACAGCGGUUAUUUCUCUACGUUCAUUUUAAUGACAGUUUGGUGCAGAACACCCGUUUUGCUUUUGGUGAUGUGUUUCAGUUGCUCAGACACCAAAGUGACAACGUUCUGGUUCAGGCUUCGCAGGCAGGGGGCAGAUAAAGGAGGUUCGGCGCUGUUAGACAACUUG
This is a messenger RNA of Notolabrus celidotus (New Zealand spotty), 2346 nucleotides long. RefSeq names its product dopamine receptor D1b (gene drd1b). Gene Ontology annotation, molecular function: G protein-coupled receptor activity; dopamine neurotransmitter receptor activity, coupled via Gs. The coding region runs from base 317 to 1702 and encodes 461 amino acids. The record is from RefSeq and is a predicted model, not a curated record. The transcript has a single exon. Gene Ontology annotation, cellular component: plasma membrane. Lineage: Eukaryota; Metazoa; Chordata; Actinopteri; Labriformes; Labridae. Gene Ontology annotation, biological process: vasodilation; adenylate cyclase-activating adrenergic receptor signaling pathway; G protein-coupled dopamine receptor signaling pathway.